This is a messenger RNA of Pogonomyrmex barbatus (red harvester ant), 881 nucleotides long. RefSeq lists its product as uncharacterized. Gene Ontology annotation, cellular component: respiratory chain complex I. Gene Ontology annotation, molecular function: 4 iron, 4 sulfur cluster binding; quinone binding; NADH dehydrogenase (ubiquinone) activity. Gene Ontology annotation, biological process: aerobic respiration; electron transport coupled proton transport; mitochondrial respiratory chain complex I assembly. The record is from RefSeq and is a predicted model, not a curated record. NCBI's taxonomy places the organism in Eukaryota, Metazoa, Arthropoda, Insecta, Hymenoptera, Formicidae.
UUAAUCAUAAUUUGCGCAUGCGCCCGUAUAACCUGCGAUGUAGCACUCAGUAGUUAAGCCUGUAGUCUGAGUCGAAAAUGUUACGUUCCGUUACACAUAAUGUCCCUCAGGGACUAGUGUCCCUGGUGCGUAAUAAUGUAGCGGCAUCAGGAUCUGCCGCUGCAUUGCAAGUUCAAACAAAGCAUGCCUCUACGAAGACGUCCGUGCAAGAGGCUAAGACACAAUUGCCAGAUAAGCCAAAGGUCGAGCCAUAUAGUCCUUUUCCAAAACCCAAUAACAUGGCAGAAUAUGUCUUAGCCAGAGCAGAUGAUUUACUGAAUUGGGGACGCAAGGGAUCAUUGUGGCCAAUGACCUUUGGUUUAGCUUGUUGCGCUGUAGAGAUGAUGCACAUUGCAGCACCUAGAUAUGACAUGGACAGAUUUGGUGUUGUGUUCCGAGCCUCGCCUCGACAGUCAGAUGUUAUUAUAGUUGCUGGUACAUUGACAAAUAAGAUGGCACCUGCUCUAAGAAAGAUCUAUGAUCAGAUGCCGGAGCCUCGAUGGGUUAUCUCCAUGGGAAGUUGUGCGAAUGGAGGUGGAUAUUAUCAUUAUAGCUACUCUGUAGUCAGGGGUUGUGACAGGAUAAUACCCGUGGACAUUUAUGUACCUGGUUGUCCCCCAACAGCUGAAGCAUUGUUGUACGGUAUUCUACAGCUGCAGAAAAAGAUAAAACGCAUGCAAACUACACAAGUUUGGUAUAGAAAGUAAUGUACAGUAUGCCUGACAGCUAUAGUAAUAAUUGUAUAAUUUAAAAGUAGGAUAAUGGACUCAUGAUUAAGCAAUAUCUGAGUUUUGUAUUAUCCAAAAAUGUGAUUGACAAAAUAAAUCACAUUUCAAUAAAAA